Chondrus crispus (carragheen) is the source of this 717-nucleotide messenger RNA. RefSeq lists its product as hypothetical. The transcript has a single exon. The record is from RefSeq and is a predicted model, not a curated record. NCBI's taxonomy places the organism in Eukaryota, Rhodophyta, Florideophyceae, Gigartinales, Gigartinaceae. The coding region runs from base 1 to 717 and encodes 238 amino acids.
AUGUCCAAUCGUUUAGAAGCCGCUGUGGGCAGACUGCUCUGUACACGACGCGAAACAUACGUGUACCGUGCAUCUUUGACAUCCGGGAAGGCCUCCUUUGCUUCUCAUUGCCAUGCUCACAUCCGCCCCGAUGCGUCGAAGCCCACAUUCCUUCAACUAACCAACUCACAUCUAAUCUCGCAUCUCAUCAUCCAUCACCGCCAUGGAAGCUGCCAUGCGCUCCGCUUCCUCCCUCCUAACAAUCCCUCUAUUCCCCCUCCCCGCCCUCUCCCUAGGCAAUCCCAUCAAGCUCACAGCCCUCGUCUUUCUCUUCCUCGUGCUCCUCAUAAUCCUCAUCGCCCGUCUCCGCUACCUCCCGCACCUCCAAAAGCUUGCCCUGCAUGCGCUGCGCCGGAAUGGCCCGAUCCCCUCGCACAUCGCUUUCAUAAUGGACGGCAACCGCCGCUGGGCGCGUCGCAGCGGUCUCGAGUCGCACGAAGGGCACCCGCAAGGCGGCGAGAAGCUCAUCGAAUCUCUACAGUGGUGUCUCGAGGCCGGCGUGCGCCAUGUAACGGUCUAUGCUUUCUCCAUCGAGAACUUCAAACGCCCGGCGCGCGAGGUCGACGAGAUCUUCCAGCUCGCCCUGCACAAGUUCCACGACCUCAACGAUCGCCAGAGCCUCAUCCACGAGAAGAGGGUCCGGGUGCGCGUGCUCGGCAAUAUGAAAAUGAUUCCUAA